Molecule: messenger RNA, 1630 nt
Organism: Erinaceus europaeus (western European hedgehog)
Lineage: Eukaryota; Metazoa; Chordata; Mammalia; Eulipotyphla; Erinaceidae
Gene: PDIA2
Product: protein disulfide isomerase family A member 2
Exons: 11
Coding region: 5-1579 (524 amino acids)
Biological process (GO): response to endoplasmic reticulum stress; protein folding
Cellular component (GO): endoplasmic reticulum
Molecular function (GO): protein disulfide isomerase activity
Source: RefSeq, a predicted model, not a curated record
UGCCAUGGACGGCCAGCUGUUGCCUGUGCUGCUGCUGCUGCUGCUCGGGGCCUCGAGCCCAUGGGGGCAAGGGUUGGGGCCUGGGGGGUCCUCAGAGGAGCCCCCUGAGGAGGCUGUGCCCGAGGAGGAUGGGAUCCUGGUGCUGACCCAGCACACCCUGGGUCCAGCCCUGCAGGAGCACCCAGCCCUGCUGGUGGAGUUCUACGCCCCAUGGUGUGGGCACUGCAAGGCACUGGCUCCAGAGUACGGCAAGGCGGCAGCCCUGCUGGCAGCGGAGACAGUCCAGGUCAGGCUGGCCAAGGUGGACGGGCCCUCAGAGCCAGAGCUGACCGAGGAGUUCUCCGUAACCAGCUACCCCACACUCAAGUUCUUCCGAGGCGGGAACCGCACACACCCAGAGGAGUAUACAGGCCCCCGGGAGGCAGAAGGCAUCGCAGAGUGGCUCCGGCGGCGGGUGGGGCCCAGUGCUACCCGGCUGGAGGACGAGGAGGGGGUCCAGGCACUGAUGGAUGCCCGGGAGGUGGUGGUGGUAGGCUUCUUCCAGGACCUGCAGGAUGAGGACGUGGCCACCUUCCUGGCCUUGGCCCAGGAUGCCCUGGACAUGACCUUUGGCCUCACUGAUCGGCCACAGCUCUUUCGGAAGUUUGGCCUCACCCAGGACACAGUGGUCCUAUUCAAGAAGUUUGAUGAGGGCCGGGCAGACUUCCCAGUGGAUGUGGAACUGGGCCUGGACCAAGGAGACUUGUCCCGCUUCCUGGUGACACACAGCAUGCACCUAGUCACCGAGUUCAACAGCCAGACAUCUCCCAAGAUCUUUGGGGCCAGGAUCCUCAACCACCUGCUGCUUUUCAUCAACCAGACGCUGGCUGAGCACCAGGAGUUGCUGGCCGGCUUCGGGGAGGCAGCUCCCCCAUUCCGGGGGCAGGUGCUGUUUGUGGUGGUGGAUGUGGAUGCUGACAAUGACCACGUGCUGCGGUACUUUGGGAUGCGGGCAGAGGAGGCCCCCACUCUGCGCCUGGUCAAUGUGGAGACUACCAAGAAGUAUGCACCUACAGACAGGAGUCCGAUCACCGCAGCCUCUGUGGCUGCCUUCUGCCACGCCGUCCUCGGAGGCGAGGUCCAGCCCUAUCGCCUGAGUCAGGACCUCCCUCCCGACUGGGACCAACGGCCUGUCAAGACUCUGGUGGGCAAGAACUUUGAGCAGGUGGCUUUUGACGAGAGCAAGAAUGUGUUCGUCAAGUUCUACGCCCCCUGGUGCUCACACUGCAAGGAGAUGGCCCCAGCUUGGGAGGCGCUGGCUGAAAAGUACAAGGAUCAGGAGGACAUCGUCAUCGCAGAACUGGAUGCCACAGCCAAUGAGCUAGAGGCCUUCCCUGUGCAUGGCUUCCCUACGCUUAAGUACUUCCCAGCGGGCCCAGGGCGAAAGGUGAUUGAGUACAAGAGUGCCAGGGACCUGGAGACUUUCUCCAAGUUCCUGGACAAUGGGGGUCAGUUGCCCACAGAGGCCGAUGAGGAACCUACUGCCCCAAUGCCGGAACCCCCAGCCAAUGCCACCACGGAGCCCAAGGAGGAGCUGUAACCCUCGAGUGCCCUACUGCGGUGGGCCUGAAUAAAGAGCCUGGGUCCUGAA